Messenger RNA from Cryphonectria parasitica EP155, 3138 nucleotides. RefSeq lists its product as uncharacterized. The transcript is spliced from 5 exons. The record is from RefSeq and is a predicted model, not a curated record. Lineage: Eukaryota; Fungi; Ascomycota; Sordariomycetes; Diaporthales; Cryphonectriaceae. Gene Ontology annotation, biological process: fatty acid biosynthetic process; secondary metabolite biosynthetic process. Gene Ontology annotation, molecular function: phosphopantetheine binding; fatty acid synthase activity. Bases 1 to 3138 code for a protein of 1045 amino acids.
AUGAGCAUUAAGGUGGCGGGCGCGGAUGAUGUGGACGAUUUUGCCCGCAUGCUGCAGACAGGUGAGUCUCAGCACGAAGAGAUCGGCCCUGACCGGUUGAUGAUGGACACGCUCUUCCGCGAGGAUCGUCAGGAUCCCAUGCGCAAAUGGGACGGCAACUUCAUGCAAGGUGUCGACGAGUUCGACCACAGAUUCUUCAAGAAGAGCCCCAGAGAGGCCGCCACUAUGGAUCCUCAAAAACGUCUGUUCCUGCAAGCGGCGUAUCAGGCUGUUGAGUCAUCCGGAUAUAUCACCGAGACGGCGUACGUGACAAGAAACACGUCGGUGUCUACUUGGGGGCUUGUGCAGCCGACUGUGAGCACCACGCAGCAUGUUACGGUGCCAAUGCCUUUACGGCUACGGGCAACCUCAAAAGCUUUAUACCAGGAAAAGUAUCGCAAUACUUCGGAUGGACAGGCCCCUCGAGUAAGAGAAACUCCUAUAAUCAAGCCCUUUCCCACUCUGUCGACCAACCACGAGCAAUAUGCUAAUCUGGGAAUGGUAAAAGUGCCAUUGGAUACUGCCUUCUCGGCCUCUGCCGUAGCGAUUCACACGGCGUGUCCAAAUAUUCUCUCUGGCGAAUGUACGGCGGCUCUGGCAGGGGGCGUUGCGGCCAAUCUCGACCCGCCUGAUAUAUCAUUUGUAGAGGCACACGGAACCGGAACGCCAGUCGGCGACCCAACUGAGUACGAGAGUAUACGGACGGCUCUUGCAGGUCCAUCCAGGCGUACAAGUCUACCUAUUGGAUCAGUCAAGGGUCAUAUUGGGCACACCGAGGGCGCAAGCGUCACGUCGCUUCAACCGUGGCCACAGGAGUGCAAAGCCGCUCUGAUUAACAACUACGGGGCAUCAGGCUCGAACGCGUCCAUCAUUGUGAUGCAGAACCCGCAGGCUGGGGCUGUCACCAACACUAUAUCGGCUACGAUGCGUACUAUUACUGAUGCUGUCACUCCCCAGCGCCUCCCUUUCGGGAUCGCCGGCCUUGACGUCCACAGCAUUAGCGUAUACUGUGCCAAACUUGCCGCGCAGUCCAAUCGAUCCCUGGCCAACGCUUUCGUCUUCAGCUGCCGCUCAACAGCCGAGCUCAUCGAUACUCUGGAGCGCGCCUGUACCAGUCCCACUGAGGUCGGAAUUGGAGCGAUCAAGGCGGAACGGCCUGUGAUUCUCUGCUUUGGAGGUCAAGUAUCUACAUUCGUCGGACUGGACCUCAAACUCUACGAUAGUGUGGCGUUGCUGCGUCAGACAGCACCAAUCUGCCGCACCACUUUGGAGAUCACCAGCGUAUCUGGCCCCAGUGACAACCAGCCCCAGACGCAUGUAGAAGCCCGUUUGCAUAUUCGCACAGCCUCCGACCCGACCUACCAUGCUGAGUUUGCCAGGUUCGAUCGUCUUGUCAGCUACGAGCGGUGCGUAGAUCUGCUGCGCCUCGGAGUGGAGGACAUCGACCAAGACCACAACGAUGUGGAUGUUUUGCGAGGGCGGAACGUCUAUCGUGCCUUUGACGAGAUCGUCCACUAUCAUCAGCUGUAUCGCGGCGUCAAGACCGUGGUAGGAUAUCGCGGCGAGACGGCGGGACGCGUCGUCUGCAUGCACUCGACGAGCGGCGCGUGGCUCGAUGUCCCGCUGAGUGACAACUUCAGUCAGGUCGCUGGUAUCUGGGUGAACUGCAUGACGGACCGUGAUGAUUGUGACAUGUACUUCGCCACUGGCUGUGAAAAGUCCAUGCGCUCACCCCACGCUGCGGCUGCUGGCGAGGAGCGCGAUAACAAUGAUGACUCUGGCCCGGCUGCGUGGCAUGUUUUUGCAUGGCACAAGCGCCAGACAGAAAAGCUUUACAUCUCGGACGUGUUUGUCUUCGAUGCCCGUACCGGCAUGCUGGCUGAGAUCAUGCUAGGGAUCCAAUACGCCCGCGUCAGCAAGGCUUCGAUGGUGAGGCUACUGACUAGAUGGACGGCUGACGAGUCGAAGUUAGUAGCAGCUGCUAAAAAGGAUGGGGUUGGCCUUGCCACUCAGAUGCUGUCUUGGAGCCAGAUGAAACCUGGAAGCUAUGUCGAUACAGGUGGCGGUAGUGGAGUUGCAAAGGGUGGUCCACCAGCUCCUCAAACAGAGAAAACGUCUGCAACUGGCCUGGAGCGCUCAGAUAUCACUGAUGAUGUUCGAAAUCUGGUGUCAAGCGUAACAGGCGUUGAGGCUAGCGAGAUCGGCGACGACUCGGCACUGGCAGACUUCGGCAUCGACUCUCUGAUGGGCAUGGAGCUUGCUCGAGAGGUUGGGAUGGCUUUCGAGUGCACGCUCGACCAGAUGCAACUUAUGGGAGCAAAUCCCUUCCGCAGCUUUGUAGUGUGCAUCUCGAACACCUUGUUCGGUGAUGAGGACAAGGUACAUAUUGUUCCGGGGCCGCCCAUGCCGUGGGAUAUAACGUCCACCAGGAUGAAAAAAAACGGCUUUGAGGACUAUAACGAUAGCACGACUACCAGCAGCGAGGACGUCGACACGGGUGUGUUCACACCUCGCGAGGUAUUCGAAUUGAAGCACGCGUCCGCAAGAAGUCUGAAACUGGAACUGGCCGACAUCCUGCAGUCCUUUGAGGCCGUUAAGAGUCUCUCUGAUCAGCGCAUCCGCGAGUACCAUCUUGACAACACGGCACAGGUCGUCAUUGCCGCCACCAACCGACUCUGUGUCGCCCUCGUUCUGGAGGCCUUUGACGAGCUCGGCUGGCCUCUGCGAACAGCCAAAGCAGGCGAUGUCCUGCCGUGCGUCUCAUUUGCUCCCAAACAAGAGCAGCUUAUGGAAUUUGUCUUCAGUUUCCUCAGCAGGGACGCUCGUCUUGUCAACAUCGACCCAGCUUCAAGCCAGAUAACCCGUACGCAUAUAGCAGCGCCACGCAUAUCCAGUAAGUCCGUCUUGCAGGAGCUCUUGGACUUGUAUCCCGAGUUUGCCAUCGCUAACAACCUCACGUACUAUGCUGGAAAGCACCUCGCUGGUGUGCUGACCGGUAAGACGGAUGGGAUUAGCGUCCUGCUUGGCUCCGUUGAGGGUCGCAGGCGGGUCGAGGCGCUAUACUGCGAGCAUACCUUCAACCGUAUGAACUACAGCUAG